CAUAAACAUAAAAAACAACAUAGAACAAAGAACACAACACAACGCUGCUGCAACAUUACAACCAUUAAAACGAUGUCGUUUUCAUCUGAGAAGAAGAAUCAUCAUUCUCAGAACCCUAACCCUAAUCCAACUUCACCAUUGAAGAAAAGAGGAACAAGAUGGUCAGAUUUAUGGCUGAAACACACCACAAAAUCAAAGCCAUUAAAUCAAAUGGUUGUUGCUGCUGCAAUGCAACAACUUCAAUCUCUUUCAUCACCUCGAAAAUCAAACAACAAUAAUGUCAACACAUUAAUCCCUAAUUUCUCAAUCAUUGAUCAAACCCUUUUGUUAUCUGAUGAACUUCUUCUAAAGAUUCUCUCUAAGCUUCCUGAUUCACAGAGAAAUUCAAAUUCAUUAGUUUGUAAAAGAUGGUUGAAUCUUCAAGGUAGAUUGGUUCGUUCGAUUCGGAUUCUUGAUUGGAAUUUUGUUUUAUCUGGUAGGUUAAUUCAUAGAUUCCCAAAUCUUAAUCAUGUUGAUUUGAUUCCUGGGUGUUUGAUUUUAACACAAAGUUCGAAUAUUUUUUUGAGUAGUAAUGUUUUGAAUAUGCAUAUUGAUUCUGGGUCUUCGCCGAAUUGGUUUUUUUGUGAGGAGAAUAUGCUUCCUGUUGAGGUUAUUGAUAAUGGAUUAAGUGCUUUGGCUAAUGCUUGUCCUAAUUUGAGAAGGGUUCAAGUGAUUGGUGCUAGUGAAAUGGGUUUGCUUAGUGUGGCUGAAGAGUGUCCUACAUUGCAGGAAUUGGAAUUACAAAAGUGUAGUGAUAAUGUGUUGCGCGGGAUUGCGGCGUGUGGGAAUUUGCAGAUUUUGAAAUUGGUUGGUAAUGUUGAUGGUUUUUAUGGUUCGGUUGUUUCUGAUAUCGGUUUGACUAUUUUAGCUCAAGGUUGUAAGAGGCUUGUGAAGCUUGAGCUUUGUGGUUGUGAAGGUAGUUUUGAUGGGAUUAAGGCUAUUGGUAAGUGUUGUCAGAUGUUGGAGGAGUUGACUUUGUCUGAUCAUAGGAUGGAUGAUGGAUGGUUGGCUGGAGUUUCGUAUUGUGAGAAUUUGAAGACAUUGAGGUUAACGUCUUGUAAGAAGAUUGAUUUGAAUCCGGGACUCGAAGAGUAUUUGGGUUCUUGUCCUGCACUUGAAAGGUUGCAUUUACAAAAGUGUCAGUUGCGGGAUAAGAAGAGCGUUUCCGCUUUGUUUUCUGUUUGCAGGGCUGCUAGGGAGAUUAUUAUUCAGGAUUGCUGGGGAUUGGAUAAUGGCCUGUUCGGCUUUGCAACUGUUUGCAGGCGCGUAAAAUUGCUUUACGUAGAAGGAUGCUCAUUGCUAACAACAGAAGGUUUGGAAUCUGUAAUACAUUCGUGGAAGGAGCUUCAAAGCCUUAGAGUAGUCUCAUGUAAGCAUAUAAAGGAUAGUGAAAUCUCUCCUUCACUUGCAACCUUAUUUACCACUCUCAAAGAAUUGAAAUGGAGGCCAGAUACCAAAUCACUUCUUCCAUCAAGUCUUAGAGGAAUAAGUAUGGGAAAGAAAGGUGGUAAAUUUUUUAAAAGGACAUGACUCUUAAAUUUGCCAUGUAGCAGUCAGUGUUGUCAACCGUUGAUCACGUAAAAUAGCGGUUUGUUCAAAUUCUGCUAUGUUACAACAUUAUAGUGCCGCAAUAGCUUUAGCAUAUUGCAGAACAAUAGCGGUUUGUUCAUAUUCUGUUAAGCUAUAGUUGCUAUUUGACAACAUUGUUAGUAGUUUUCUUAUAAAACUUAGGCAUUUUCUUAAAAACAGAUUAUUUUCACUGACAUGGUGAAAAUUGUAGCAUUAGCAAUGUGUAAUAAUCACUUUUUUACAUUUAGCUUAGAUGUUGACAGUGGAAGAUUGUUCUUUCUUUUUCUUCCUUUUGUCAGACUAAGGAAGAUGUAAUUAUGUAAAAGUUUAGUGAAGUAAUUGCUGGAGUAAGCCUAAAAGUCAAUCUAUUUUGAUAGAAUUUUCUUUUGUAUCAUGACUUUGAUUUAUAUAUUUAAUAUAUAUAACAAGGCAUUUCUUUAUU
Trifolium pratense (red clover) is the source of this 2050-nucleotide messenger RNA. Its product is annotated as F-box protein At5g07670. The coding region runs from base 73 to 1569 and encodes 498 amino acids. Gene Ontology annotation, cellular component: SCF ubiquitin ligase complex. The record is from RefSeq and is a predicted model, not a curated record. The transcript has 2 exons. NCBI's taxonomy places the organism in Eukaryota, Viridiplantae, Streptophyta, Magnoliopsida, Fabales, Fabaceae. Gene Ontology annotation, biological process: SCF-dependent proteasomal ubiquitin-dependent protein catabolic process. Gene Ontology annotation, molecular function: protein binding.